GUCUAUUUAUUAUACUCUACUAGCAUGUAACGUAUUUUAACUUAUGUAUGCUAUCUCACCUGCGUUAAUGUGACUUCCAAAACAGAGAAGGAGUAUAGACUUAUAUGACACACUGAUUAACAGAUGGGUCCAAUUCCUCUCUAUUGAUCGCAGUAUUAAAGGGAAACACAAUAGUCACGUAAGCGUGGCUAAGUGAAUGCGAAGAGAUCAUGAUUUUAUGUUAAUCUUUGGUAUCACGUGUGAUUUUAAUUGUAUUAUUCUAAUGUUGUUUGGAAUGGCACCUGCUAUCCUCACAUCAUCAAGCUGACAGACUGGGUUUCUGUGUCUUUCAUUGCAUGGCUUUCCACAGACAGAGUAGCUACAAGGUGCAAAAAGUGUCCAGCUAGGGGGGUCCAGGAGAAAUUGUAUGUCUGUUAAAGCCCAACAAGGGAUGGCUUCUGGCAAAUUCCAAUGCCACUGACUACUAUUUUAUCAUAUACACUAAUAUUUAUAAAAUCUAUAUAUUUUUUCAGUGAGCUUAACCAAUUCUUAACAGUUAGUGAAUUAUUGCAAAGGAGAAUGGUUGGGCUGGUAAAAGUUUCUAGAUGGGCAACGUUGGCUAAAUAAUCUUCCACGAUGUUCCUCACCCUAGCGUUGUUGAAGAAAGGCAUCCCCGGAAAGCAGUGGAUCGGGAAGUACAGACGCCCGCGACCAAUCACAUGGCAGAUGAAACGCAACAUGCUGAAGCAUCUGGAGCGCGAGGCUGAGAAUGAAUACUGGAUCAGCCGGCCGUACAUGACCCCGGAGCAGGAGUACUGCCACGCAGCGGAGCGCAGAGCCCAGAACUGGCUAAAAAUUAAGGAGACCAAGUUUGCAAAUUUCCCCGAACACAAGAGCUUGACAGACCACCUGAGUCAUCUCAACAUCACAAAGACGUGGUCAAGUUAAUGUGAGCAGAGAUGUGCAAAGACUGUCUUUAGAAUGAGAUAUUGUGUGAAUUUGUGAUGUUUCAUUAUGUUUAAAAGUGUGAAGAAGGACAAUGACAAGUUGUCAACAAAGUCAAGAAUAGAUCACUUUUACUCCAUAAAACAAAUCUGUGAAGUGUUUGUUAUCAGUCUAUAAACACUGCAACAGGACUGUAACUGCUCCACACUGAGUGCUGCUUAUUUGGAUAAAAACGGCUUAAAAAUG
Labrus mixtus (cuckoo wrasse) is the source of this 1170-nucleotide messenger RNA. Its product is annotated as large ribosomal subunit protein mL63-like. The coding region runs from base 616 to 927 and encodes 103 amino acids. The record is from RefSeq and is a predicted model, not a curated record. Gene Ontology annotation, biological process: mitochondrial translation. Gene Ontology annotation, molecular function: structural constituent of ribosome. NCBI's taxonomy places the organism in Eukaryota, Metazoa, Chordata, Actinopteri, Labriformes, Labridae. The transcript has 2 exons. Gene Ontology annotation, cellular component: mitochondrial ribosome.